AUAAAUACUGAAUACUAUAAUAUACCUUGCAUAUAUUAUCAUAUCGAUAUAACCUCUUUAGAUAAUUGAAGGGGUCAGUGGAUAAAAGUGUUAACUGACAUUUUUUUCAAAAAUGCAUUUUAUUGCAUGAAUAAAGGUGUUAUAAUGUUAUAAACAUUAUAUCACUAUUUGAAAAGUUUUAAUUUAGUAGUUACCAAUAAUAGUUAUGGUUACCUACGUGUUAUAAGAAGAAUUAAUCAUUAGUUGUAGUGGAUAAACGUGUUAGUGUAUGUUAACUUGAACAAUUUCAAAAAUGUUAGUUAACACCUUUAUCCACUGACCCCUUCAAUUAUAAUAUAUAUACAGGGUGAUUCACCAAACAUGCUCACCCCUUAUUAUCCACUAAAUAAUUGCAGUAAAAAAGGGGGUUCUUGCAAUAAACGGGUUUCAAAACCGACAUAAGUGUAGGCACAACAGUAAGAUAAGUGGCACUUAAAAAAAGCAAAUCCGUUUCAUCAAGACGUCUUAGCAGAACAAAUACAAAAUAUGCAUUGAGUAGUGUAUUGUUCUCCGCAAUGAACCGAUUUAGAGUAUGAUGGGUUUACCACUGAAACAAUAAUAAACGUAUAUAGAAACAGAUAUCGAUAUUUGCAAUGGUAUCAGGUCUUAAAUUCUUGUCUUCGAUAAUUGCCAGUACUAAACCAUAAUUUUAAAGAAUGUAGCUAUAGAUUGGUAUACAUUUUUCGAUGUAAUUUAUUAUAAUACUUAUAAUAAUUCUACUUAUCGUUCAUUUCGAUGUUUGGGUCUUGAGGUAAUAUAAAACAAUAUUAUAAUAACUGUCCAAAUGUUCUGUAGGUACCUACCAAUACUCUAUAUAAUAUGCGUUACGGCGUGAUGCGUUAUGUGAUUUCUAGGAAAAUGUCUUAAAUCAUACCGAAAAAAAAACCAAGGACUUCGUGUGCAUAAUAAAACAAUGUUCUGUUUGACAUAAUAAUAAUAUGACAUGAAGCAAUGAACAUUGUAUUGCAAAAGGAGGAUAUUGAAAAAAUCCAAUCGACCACUUCUCCGACAGUACUAUAAGCUAGGCAAACCGGUCUGUUCACAGAGAUCGGAAUAGCUUAUACGUUUCGAUUGCAAUAAUGGUACAGCAUAAUAUUGCCUAUUUGUUUAUGUACAUAUGUAUAUAUAACCGUAAGUCAUUCGUGCUUCUGUGAUUCGCAUAAAGUACAUACCUGUGAUCUAUCAUCGUUUGUGUGUGCGUUUUCUCGUUCUUGACAUGUCGUCGAAACGCGCAGUCAUAUUAUGGUGUUCCCUGAUUUUCGCGUUCUCCGCCGAUUCGCAGUCCUGGGACCGGAAGGACGAUGAGUUGUGCAAAGUGAUCACCAAGACCAACGACGAUUACACGUGUAAGCCAAUUGACCAAUGUCCGGUGGUUCUUCGUGCGGCCGAAGACCGCGCGGCUUAUCCAAAGAUUUGCAGGUUCCACGGACGGACUCCGAUCGUGUGCUGUCCAACUUCUCGGGAAAGUCUACGUAGAAAUUCCACUGAAAUGUGUAGAGAAUACUAUUCGUUGACUACUAAAGGCGGUGGAACUAUCGAUUCUGGCGGUUGUCGACCGAAAAAGAUUGUCAGCGAAAAUCUUCUUACCAUCGUCGGCGGAACUGAGGCCGAAGAAAUGGAAUUUCCUCACAUGGUUAUUUUAGGAUUUGGAGAAAACAUCAAUAAAGUUGAAUGGUCAUGUGGUGGAUCAUUGAUUAGCGAUCGUUAUGUGCUUUCAGCAGCACACUGUUCCGAAAUUGGAAAAAAAAGCCCAGUUAAAUGGGCCUUACUGGGUGACAACGAUUUGGGUUCCAACAGAGGUGCUGCAGACCCUCAGGUUCGCGAAAUCGUCCAGCGGAUCUUGCAUCCAAGUUAUAAACCUCCGUCGAUGUACAACGACAUCGGUCUGUACCGGCUAAGCACACCGGUUAAAUUCAAUCGAUUUGUCUUUCCGGCUUGCAUAAACACCGAAGUUCAAUUAACCGCUAAACAAGCAAUCGCCAUUGGUUGGGGAAGAACUAGUUCAGCUGGUCUAACGAGUAAUAUUUUAAUGAAAGUAUCAUUAGAUUUGGUGGAACAGAAUGAAUGUAAUCGCAGUUAUUCGUCUUCCCCGAGUCCAAAUUUGAAAUUUGGAAUAAAUCCAAACAACCAAAUUUGUGCCGGACAACUAGAAGGUGGCAAAGACACCUGUCAAGGUGAUUCUGGUGGACCAUUACAGAUUGUUCAUCCCGAAUUUGAGUGCAUGUACACGCAAGUGGGUAUUACUUCGUUCGGAAAACUGUGUGGUGAACCAAACGCACCCGGCGUCUACACGAGGGUGUCCAAUUACGUGUCUUGGAUCGAUGGAGUCGUUUGGAAGUCGUCUCCAUGAAUAUUGCAAUACCACGACACAACAAAAAUAAUUGUACUAUGUGUCUGUCUUAUACCUAGCGAAUAUAUUGAGUGGAAAAUGAAGUGUUCAUAGGAACUUACAAAAUAUGUAUAUUACCUAGGUAUAUAUUAUUAUACACACAUCUACCCAUAAUACGUUAUACAACUACCCUAAGUAGUAGUUAAAAAUGUAUAAGUAUAUUAUAGUAUAUUACCACCUACCAAAUGUUAUUGUAAUAAAAUGUAUUAAUAAAAAUGGUUUUUAAAU
Molecule: messenger RNA, 2656 nt
Organism: Acyrthosiphon pisum (pea aphid)
Lineage: Eukaryota; Metazoa; Arthropoda; Insecta; Hemiptera; Aphididae
Product: serine protease snake-like
Exons: 7
Coding region: 1256-2389 (377 amino acids)
Biological process (GO): proteolysis
Molecular function (GO): serine-type endopeptidase activity
Source: RefSeq, a predicted model, not a curated record